This is a messenger RNA of Musca vetustissima, 444 nucleotides long. RefSeq names its product ragulator complex protein LAMTOR3 homolog (gene Lamtor3). The coding region runs from base 49 to 444 and encodes 131 amino acids. The record is from RefSeq and is a predicted model, not a curated record. Gene Ontology annotation, cellular component: Ragulator complex. Gene Ontology annotation, biological process: positive regulation of TOR signaling; cellular response to amino acid stimulus. NCBI's taxonomy places the organism in Eukaryota, Metazoa, Arthropoda, Insecta, Diptera, Muscidae. The transcript has 3 exons.
UUUUUGAUUUUGUUCGGUUGAUUCGGGGAAAAAGAAAUACAAUUAUUUAUGGAUACGCCAUCGCUAGUCAUGUCCAAGGAUAUAAAUAAUUAUUUCGAAGGACUUCUUAAGAAAGUCCAUGGUCUCUAUAUAAUACAAAUAACUGAUCGUGAUGGUGCGCCCGUGAUGCGUGUUAGCCAAGAAAAAAAUGUAGACUUUACAUUGACGCCCUCCUUUAUAUCGACAUUUACAACGGCCAGUGAUCAGGCUGGCAAAUUGGGUCUGGGACGUAAUAAGACCAUCAUAUCGAUGUAUUCAAAUUAUCAGGUUGUUCAAAUGAACAAAUUACCCUUAAUUCUAACAUUUGUUGGUUCGGAAAAUUGCAAUACAGGCCAUAUUUUGGCAUUGGAACAUCAGCUGGAUGCCUAUUUAGAAGACAUGAGACUUGCUGUUAGCGAAUCUUAA